GUCGGGCACACGACUGUUUCGUUCCCUCUUGGACACCACGGCACAAUCCAAGAGUGUGAACGUACAGUCGUCUCGGCGACUCUCGACAGCCCCUCGGCCGCUGUGGCCUGCCAUGUCUGCGUCACUGCCUGGCAAUCGGGACUUGCCCGCCUCUCAAUAUGACCUUUCGACCUACUGGGGUCGCGUUAGGGAAUCGGCAAAGAUAUCAGAUCCGAGGUGAGGAAGAACAAACAAUGGCUUGGAUUUCUCUUAAACUGGAUCGCGGCAUCAUGGUCGGCGGCCACGGCACCGCUGAUCACCGCUGAAGGAACCUCUUCGUAUCGAAAGCAGGCCUUGAACAUGCCAAAGAACUGGUGACAGCCUACAAGACAGGACAGAUCAAGGAGAUGUCCCCGGAACUAUGGAAGGCCAAGAAGAUCGUCGACUCAACGCUACACCCAGAUACGGGAGAGCCAGUGUUUCUUCCUUUUCGGAUGUCUUGCUUCGUGCUCUCCAACCUGAUAGUGACGGCAGGCAUGCUGACGCCAGGCCUCGGUAACAAAGGCACAGUUGCAUGGCAGAUAAUCAACCAGUCUGUCAACGUUGGUUUCAAUAGCGCGAAUGCCAACAAAUCCUCCCCGUUGUCUACCAAGACGAUCAUCGAAAGCUACCUAUUGGCCGUUUCCGCCUCCUGCUCCGUCGCCGUCGGACUUAAUUCCAUCGUCCCACGCCUGAAGCGAGUGUCACCCAACACGAAACUGAUCCUAGGGCGACUUGUACCCUUUGCUGCUGUCGCCUCCGCUGGUGUCCUGAAUGUCUUCCUAAUGCGUGGAGAGGAGAUCCGCCGCGGUAUCGACGUCUUCCCUGUGCAGUCGGAAGCAGAAAAGGCAGAGCGUGAGAAAACCGGUAAGGAAGUCGCCAGCUUGGGCAAGUCCCGCAAAGCCGCCAUCAUGGCCGUUGGCGAGACGGCCAUAUCGCGAGUAUUGAAUGCGACCCCGAUCAUGGUUAUUCCUCCGCUCAUCCUGGUCCGCCUACAGAAGACGGAGUGGCUGAAGCAGAGACCAAGAAUGGUUCUACCGGUCAAUCUUGGUCUCAUUCUAACAACAAGUAUUUUCGCCCUGCCGCUUGCAUUGGGCGUGUUUCCUCAGCGUCAAGCGGUUAGCGCGAGAAGUCUUGAGCCCGAGUUUUGGGAUAAGGGCGGAGAAGGCGGUCUCGUAGAAUUCAACCGGGGAAUCUGAUUCAGUUCAUCAAAAGCGAUUGCACAGCAGGCGGUAUUUGUGAUCUAGCAAGGCUCCAGCGGGGCAUGCCUCGAUUAGUAGUACGGGGUCUGCUGAAGGCGUGUAGUCUUUGUAGACUAAUAAAGGAACAUACACCACCGCUCGUGGCGAGUCACGUACAGCGUUGACUGCAUGCGUAUCACCUUACUGUCCGAC
Messenger RNA from Exophiala dermatitidis NIH/UT8656, 1412 nucleotides. Its product is annotated as mitochondrial transporter fsf1, variant. The transcript is spliced from 4 exons. Gene Ontology annotation, molecular function: monoatomic ion transmembrane transporter activity. Gene Ontology annotation, cellular component: mitochondrial inner membrane. The record is from RefSeq and is a predicted model, not a curated record. NCBI's taxonomy places the organism in Eukaryota, Fungi, Ascomycota, Eurotiomycetes, Chaetothyriales, Herpotrichiellaceae. Bases 387 to 1217 code for a protein of 276 amino acids. Gene Ontology annotation, biological process: mitochondrial transmembrane transport; monoatomic ion transport.